Dovyalis caffra is the source of this 408-nucleotide messenger RNA. The record is from the annotation of a GenBank genome assembly. Lineage: Eukaryota; Viridiplantae; Streptophyta; Magnoliopsida; Malpighiales; Salicaceae.
AUGGUAAACAAUGUGGUUUCGCGUGCAGCAUUUGGUUUCAAAUGCAAUGAUCAAGAUGAAUUCAUGUCAUUGCUUUCAGAAGUUAAAAAGAAAUUCUUCACCUUGCCUGAUUUGUUCCCCUCGCUUGGCUUUCUUCGUUACAUUACCGGGGUGCAGGCUACACUGGAGAGCUUACACAGGAAGCAAGACAAGCUUCUUGAUCGAAUCAUCAACGAACACAAGAUGAAAGGAAAAUCGAAUGGCAAAAAAUCUGACCACGAUGAUCUUCUUGAUGUGCUUCUAAAGCUUCAGGAGUCCGAUCAGCUGGACAUGCAUCUCACAACCAACCAAAUCAAAGCUGUGACCAUGGUAUUUACUGCAAUUGGAAACACUAAUACUGAUAUUAUAAUUUUGAUAUCUUUCAUGUGA